AUGUCUUCCGACGAGGAACGCCAGAAGGCUCUCGACUCGUACCGGGCCAAGCUGCUCGAAUCCCGGGAGUGGGAAGCUAAGCUCAAGUCCCUGCGGCUCGAGAUCAAGGAUUUGCAGCGGGAGUUUGACAGAACCGAAGACAACAUUAAGGCGUUGCAGAGUGUCGGUCAGAUUAUCGGCGAGGUCCUUAAGCAGCUCGAUGACGAAAGAUUCAUCGUCAAGGCUUCCUCCGGUCCCAGAUAUGUCGUCGGAUGCAGAUCAAAGGUUGACAAGGUCAAGCUCAAGCAAGGCACGCGCGUGGCACUCGAUAUGACGACACUCACGAUCAUGCGUAUGCUUCCCCGAGAAGUCGACCCCCUCGUCUACAACAUGUCACUGGAAGACCCCGGUCAAGUCAGCUUCGCUGGUAUCGGUGGACUGAACGACCAGAUUCGCGAGCUCCGCGAGGUCAUUGAGCUGCCGCUCAAGAACCCCGAGCUCUUCCUGCGUGUGGGCAUCAAGCCGCCCAAGGGUGUUUUGCUUUACGGACCUCCUGGUACGGGAAAGACGUUGCUUGCACGUGCCGUGGCAAGCAGUCUCGAGACCAACUUUCUCAAGGUUGUUUCUUCAGCAAUUGUCGACAAGUACAUCGGAGAGUCUGCCCGCCUGAUUCGCGAGAUGUUCGGCUACGCCAAGGAGCACGAGCCCUGCAUUAUCUUCAUGGACGAGAUCGACGCCAUUGGUGGACGCAGAUUCUCUGAGGGAACCAGUGCGGAUCGUGAGAUCCAGAGAACGUUGAUGGAGUUGCUCAACCAGCUGGACGGUUUCGACUACCUCGGAAAGACCAAAAUCAUCAUGGCCACGAACAGACCUGAUACCCUCGAUCCCGCGCUGCUUCGUGCGGGACGUCUCGACCGCAAGAUUGAGAUUGCCCUGCCGAACGAGGUCGGCCGUUUGGAGAUUCUCAAGAUCCAUGCCCAGGGCGUGGUGACGGAGGGUGAGAUUGACUUCGAGAGCGUGGUGAAGAUGAGCGAUGGUCUUAAUGGUGCGGAUUUGAGAAACGUCGUGACAGAAGCUGGUCUGUUUGCCAUCAAGGAUUACCGCGACGCAAUCAACCAGGACGACUUCAACAAGGCAGUACGCAAGGUCGCCGAGUCGAAGAAGCUGGAGGGCAAGCUAGAGUACCAGAAGUUGUAA
Colletotrichum abscissum is the source of this 1176-nucleotide messenger RNA. Its product is annotated as 26S protease subunit rpt4. NCBI's taxonomy places the organism in Eukaryota, Fungi, Ascomycota, Sordariomycetes, Glomerellales, Glomerellaceae. The coding region runs from base 1 to 1176 and encodes 391 amino acids. Gene Ontology annotation, biological process: positive regulation of RNA polymerase II transcription preinitiation complex assembly. The transcript has 4 exons. Gene Ontology annotation, molecular function: ATP binding; proteasome-activating activity; ATP hydrolysis activity. Gene Ontology annotation, cellular component: cytosolic proteasome complex; proteasome regulatory particle, base subcomplex. The record is from RefSeq and is a predicted model, not a curated record.